AACCGUUUAAGAUAGCGCUCUUUUUAUGUUAUGGUUUUGUUUUAUUCCUAACCUCAAGUUUGAAAAUGGCUAAAGCAGCUCCUAAAAGAAAAGCUGCCAAUGGCUAUAAAUUAGCGGAACCUUUACCAAAAGGGGCAAUUCUAGAAGACUUAGCAAAGAAGAAAUGGAAACUCGGUCCUUCAAUUGGCCAAGGUGGUUUUGGAGAAAUUUACAGUGCCCAAGAAGCCGAUAGUGGAGGUUCUAAAUAUCCAUACGUUAUCAAAAUUGAACCGCAUGGCAACGGACCCUUGUUUGUUGAAAUGCAUUUUUAUAUGCGCAAUUGCAAACCUGAUGAUGUUGAACAAUUUAAGAAACAAAAAGGUCUGAAGACUUUUGGAAUGCCAGUAUAUCUAGGAUCAGGAUCACAUGAGCACAAUGGUGAAAAAUACCGUUUUAUAGUAAUGCAAAAGUUUGGUACUGACUUAUGGAAAUUAUUUUUGGAGCACAAUAGAACAUUCCCCGCAACAACAGUAUUCAAAGUGGCAAUACAGAUAUUGGAUGUUCUGCAAUACAUUCAUGAACGAGGGUAUGUCCACGCUGACAUAAAAGGUGCAAAUAUUCUUAUGGGAGUCACGAAAGACACUCUGAACAAACAAGUCUAUCUUGUCGAUUUUGGAUUGGCAGCUAAGUAUAACACUGAUGCAGAAUUCAAGCCAAAUCCCAAAAAGGCCCAUGAUGGCACAAUAGAAUAUUUGAGCAGAGAUGCACACAAAGGUGUUCAGACAAGAAGAGGUGACCUGGAAAUCUUAGCUUACAAUAUAAUACAGUGGCUAGGUUGUGUUUUGCCCUGGGAAAAGAAAUUGAAAGAUCCCGUUGCUGUCCACAAUAUGAAGGAAGAAAAUAUGGCCAGUGUUCCUAAAUUUAUCAAGGCAUGCUUCGAGAAGCGUUCCCCUCCUGGACCUGUGGUAGAUUUUCUGAACUGCAUCCUAACACUAGAUCAUAAUUCAGCUCCAGACUACAAAACCAUACGAAAAAUAUUUCUAUCUGGUGUAGAUGGAAAAGAUGGCCUAGGUAAACCACUUCAAUUUUCUCCAAUCACUAAGUCACCGACCAAGAGAAAGGCUGAAGUCAAAAAAACUCCAACGCCAAAGCGAAAGCCUGGAAAAAGAAAAAUAGUUGAAGAACCUUCCGAAGAUGAAAAAGAAAAUGUUGAGGAUGAUGACGAUGAUAAGCAUGAUGAACCAAUGGAAACGGAAAAGGAAGAAGAAACCCUAUCCUCUGAAAUUGAAGAACCUACUAGGUCACCAACUCAGAGAAGGGGCAGACGUAGGAUUAACUACAAGGAAGAUUCAGAUGAUGAAAGAAACAAAGUUACCAAAAAGAAACAAACCAAGAAACCUGCCAGUACUGAAGAAUUGCAUGUAACUGGUGAUAGUACGGAAGGAUUCACUGAUGCCAUGAAAGAAGUAUUGAGGAAAAAACAGGAAAAUGGCAAAUCUAAAGGAAGGAAGAAGAAAGCAGCCCCGGUAAAAGAAGAUAGUGAUGGGGAUGUCAAUAAUGAUAUGGAAGGUUAUACCGAGAGUAUGAAAGAAAUUGCCAAUAAGAAUAAAGAUAAACCUUCCGGAAAACGAGGAAAGAAGGCUGAUUUGGUACCUGUCGCAACUAGUAGUAAAGCUAAAGAUAAAAAAGGGUUAAAACGUUCCAGGAAAAAUAAAAAAGCGGAAUCUGAACCCAUUAACAGCGAUGUUAGUGAGCAUGAAUCCGAUUCAGAAUAAAUCAAUUCCUAUAAGGCUGUUGUGUUUAGGGUUUUUACAGAAAUAACUCUGUGCAAGUUUUUUUUGUCUGAAAGUUUCUGUUGAGAUGAGACAAAACAUUUUACUAGAACAAACAUUGCUACACUCUUGAGCUGAUGUUCAAGGUUACAAGGGAAAAUUUCAAGAUUGAUUCAAAAUUAUUACAAAGUACCACUCAUUUCCUUGAAAAUUUCUGAGAACAUAUGAAAGCAUAUCUAUAAAUUUUCACUCAAAGCUCUAAUAUAUUAUUUAAUUUUCCUCUACAAAUGCAUUGUGGUCACUAUCGUUAUUAAUUUCAAAAGAAACUCAAGUGUAGCAAUAUUUCUUUCAAAAAAUUUUUAUUUUUCAUGUAAUGAGUAUUUUCUCAUGAAAAUAUUUUGUCUGGGGUUUGUCCAGCUCACCUAGUUUUUUUUAAAUAUACUAUCCUGAUUUAGUUUUUCAAAAUGUUGCUUUUCUCAAUUAAAGGAAUGUGCAUUGAGUUAAUGAUGGCUAAGAACUGUCUUUAUUGUAAUAGUAGUAAUACUAGUUGUUAUUUUAAUUUAUUGUAUUCCUUGUGUACUUUAUUUCAUUCUUCAAUUUGAUGUUUUCAAGAUUUUUAGUUCCCGGGCAACAAACGGAUAUCUCCAUAUUUUGAAUAUCUAGUAAAUGUUUAUAUCCACCGAAGAAUAUCCAUUCCAAGCCCAACGAUAUUAUGACCUGAAUUGGUGUAGGAUAUCCCGUGUUGUCUGGUUAACAAUUGGAAAAAUAGUUGCUUCAGAUAUAUUAUCUUGGAAUUGAAAUAUUUAUUAUCAGAUUGAAAUGAAAUGACCUGUUGUUUACUUUGAAUAGGUUCAAAUGUACAGUUUAUAUAUUUUUUUUUAGAUCGGUAAUAAUAAUGUUUCAUUAUUAGCAUAUUACGUCAAUCUCUAAGUGGCCUGAAAAAUAUACAUUCCCUACAGGUCAACUUUGUCUGAAGAGUAAUUUUCCAGUUUGAAAAAAAUCUUGGAAAAGUAGUUUUUCAUAAUUUUGUAUGAGUAUAUGAAGUAUAAUGUAAUAAAAUCCUUUUUUAAUC
This is a messenger RNA of Leptinotarsa decemlineata (Colorado potato beetle), 2823 nucleotides long. RefSeq names its product serine/threonine-protein kinase VRK1. Gene Ontology annotation, molecular function: ATP binding; protein kinase activity. The record is from RefSeq and is a predicted model, not a curated record. Lineage: Eukaryota; Metazoa; Arthropoda; Insecta; Coleoptera; Chrysomelidae. Gene Ontology annotation, biological process: protein phosphorylation.